Messenger RNA from Phodopus roborovskii (desert hamster), 1218 nucleotides. Its product is annotated as beta-actin-like protein 2. The record is from RefSeq and is a predicted model, not a curated record. Gene Ontology annotation, cellular component: membrane; axon; NuA4 histone acetyltransferase complex. Lineage: Eukaryota; Metazoa; Chordata; Mammalia; Rodentia; Cricetidae. Gene Ontology annotation, biological process: cell motility; axonogenesis. The coding region runs from base 43 to 1173 and encodes 376 amino acids. The transcript has a single exon. Gene Ontology annotation, molecular function: protein kinase binding; nucleosomal DNA binding.
UCAUCUUCUGUUCACGCAUCUGGAAGAUCCUAGCCAGCAGCCAUGGUUGACGAUGAGCUGUCUGCCUUGGUAGUAGAUAAUGGGUCGGGGAUGUGCAAGGCAGGGUUUGGGGGUGAUGAUGCACCCCGGGCUGUGUUCCCCUCCAUGGUGGGGCGUCCCCGACACCAGGGGGUCAUGGUUGGCAUGGGCCAGAAGGACUGUUAUGUAGGAGAUGAGGCUCAGAGCAAGCGAGGCAUCUUGACCCUGAAGUAUCCUAUUGAACAUGGGGUUGUCACCAACUGGGAUGAUAUGGAGAAGAUCUGGUACCACACUUUCUACAACGAGCUGCGUGUGGCACCGGAUGAGCACCCUAUUCUUCUCACUGAGGCACCGCUCAACCCCAAGAUCAACCGGGAAAAGAUGACUCAGAUAAUGUUCGAGGCUUUCAACACACCUGCCAUGUAUGUAGCCAUCCAAGCCGUGUUGUCCCUCUAUGCUUCGGGAAGGACUACGGGUAUCGUGAUGGAUUCUGGGGAUGGGGUCACUCACACUGUGCCCAUCUACGAAGGCUAUGCUCUGCCCCACGCCAUUCUACGACUAGACCUGGCAGGCAGAGACCUGACCGAUUACCUCAUGAAGAUCCUAACAGAGCGAGGCUAUAACUUCACCACCACUGCUGAACGGGAGAUUGUGCGGGAUGUCAAAGAGAAGCUGUGCUAUGUGGCCCUGGACUUUGAGCAGGAGAUGGUCACUGCAGCUGCUUCGUCCUCCCUGGAAAGAAGCUACGAGCUUCCUGAUGGGCAGGUGAUCACCAUUGGGAAUGAGCGCUUCCGGUGCCCAGAAGCCAUUUUCCAGCCUUCCUUUCUAGGCAUUGAGUCCAGUGGGAUCCAUGAGACAACCUUUAACUCCAUCAUGAAGUGUGAUGUGGAUAUUCGCAAGGAUUUAUAUGCCAACACUGUGUUGUCCGGAGGCAGCACCAUGUACCCCGGCAUCGCCGACAGGAUGCAGAAGGAAAUUGUAACCUUGGCACCAAGCACCAUGAAAAUCAAGAUCAUAGCCCCUCCGGAACGCAAGUAUUCUGUUUGGAUUGGGGGCUCCAUCCUAGCCAGCCUGUCCACAUUCCAGCAGAUGUGGAUCAGUAAGCAGGAAUAUGAUGAAGCUGGUCCUCCUAUUGUUCAUAGAAAAUGCUUCUGAACGGGCUUCCGUGUCCCUUUUUUCUAGGUCACAAUACGGUAUCCA